Molecule: messenger RNA, 7496 nt
Organism: Periophthalmus magnuspinnatus
Lineage: Eukaryota; Metazoa; Chordata; Actinopteri; Gobiiformes; Gobiidae
Gene: dock1
Product: dedicator of cytokinesis 1
Exons: 51
Coding region: 131-5635 (1834 amino acids)
Biological process (GO): small GTPase-mediated signal transduction; cell migration
Cellular component (GO): plasma membrane; cytoplasm
Molecular function (GO): guanyl-nucleotide exchange factor activity; small GTPase binding
Source: RefSeq, a predicted model, not a curated record
AUGGCUGCUCGCUGUGCCUCUCCAACGCGCAGCCCAAACUAAACUCAACUCUCCUUGCUUUUCCGCGUUUUGGACCUUAUUCCACCGCGAACACGACAACCCGCAACCGGAGACUGCGCCAAAACUCGCCAUGACGCGCUGGGUUCCGACCAAGAGGGAGAAAUACGGCGUCGCCAUCUAUAACUUCGACGCCCGGGGAGAGGAGGAGCUGUCUCUGCAGAUCGGCGAUACAGUGCACAUACUUGAGACAUAUGAAGACUGGUACAGAGGGCAUCGGUUAAGAAGAAAAUCCAAAAAGGGCAUAUUUCCUGCGUGUUACAUCCACCUGAAGGACGCCACGGUCGAAGGCAGCGGGCAAAAGGAAACGAUAAUCCCGACAGAGUUGCCUUUGGUUCAGGAAGUGACCACCACGCUGAGGGAGUGGGCUUCAAUAUGGAGGGACCUAUAUGUGGGCGACAAGAGGGAGAUGUUCAACACAGUGCGGGACAUGAUUUACGACCUGAUCGAGUGGCGUUCCCAGAUCCUCUCCGGAACUCUGCCCCAAGACGAACUCUCCGAACUCAAGCAAAAAGUCACCUCCAAGAUCGACUACGGAAACAAAUACCUUGGUCUAGACUUGGUCGUCCGAGACAAAGACGGGAACAUUCUAGACCCAGAUCUCACCAGCACCAUCAGCCUCUUCAGAGCCCACGAAGCAGCGUCCAAGCAGAUCGAAGACCGGAUCCAAGAGGAGAAGUCUCAGAAGCAGAAUAUCGACUUGAGCAGACAGGCUAAGUUCGCGUCCACGCCUGCCUUCGCGCUCUUCGUCACUCUGAAGAACGUGGUGUGUAAGAUCGGGGAGGACGCCGAGGUGCUCAUGUCACUGUACGACCCCGUGGACUCCAAGUUUAUCAGUGAGAACUACCUGGUGAAAUGGUCCAGCUCUGGUUUAGUGAAAGACAUCGACCAACUCCACAACCUGCGCUCGGUGUUCACGGACUUGGGCAGUGAAGAUCUGAAGAGGGAGAAAAUCAGUUUUGUUUGUCAGAUCGUGAGAGUGGGACGGAUGGAGCUGCGAGACAACAACACCAAGAAGCUAACGUCAGGCCUGAGGAGACCCUUUGGAGUGGCAGUGAUGGACGUGACCGACAUAAUAACGGGAAAAAUGGACGACGAAGACAAGCAGCACUUUAUCCCAUUCCAACCGGUGGCCGGAGAGAGCGACUUCCUUCAGAGCGUCAUCAACAAGGUCAUCACGGCCAAAGAGGUCAACCACAAGGGACAAGGUGACGUGAGGAACGACAUCUACGUGACUCUGGUCCAGGGAGACUUCGACAAAGGAAGUAAAACGACCCCGAAAAACGUGGAGGUGACCAUGUCCGUUUACGACGAGGACGGGAAGAGACUGGAGAGUGUGAUCUUUCCUGGAGCGGGAGAUGACGGGAUAAACGAGUACAAGUCCGUCAUUUAUUACCAAGUGAAGCAGCCGCGCUGGUUUGAAACAAUCAAGGUCGCGAUUCCGAUCGAAGACGUGAACCGGAGCCAUCUGCGUUUCACUUUCCGGCACCGCUCGUCCCAGGACUCCAAAGACAAAUCAGAAAAGAUCUUCGCUCUGUCGUUUGUGAAGCUGAUGAGAUACGACGGCACCACUCUGAGGGACGGGGAGCAUGACCUCAUUGUGUACAAGGCUGAAGCAAAGAAGUUCGAGGACUCGUCUUUGUACUUGAACCUCCCGGCCACAAAGAUGGAGCUGGAGGAGAAGGGUUACUCUGCCGCCGGAAAGACCACUCAGAACUUGGGAAACUGCAGCAUCAGCAAGGACUGCUUCCAGAUCUCCACCCUGGUCUGCUCCACCAAGCUCACACAGAACGUGGAUCUUCUUGGCUUGCUCAAAUGGCGCUCCAACACCAGCCUCCUCCAACAGAAUCUACGUCAGCUCAUGAAGGUGGAGGGCGGAGAGGUCGUCAAGUUCUUGCAGGACACUCUGGACGCCCUGUUCAACAUCAUGAUGGAAAACUCCGACAGCGACACCUUUGACACGUUAGUCUUCGACGCCUUGGUGUUCAUCAUUGGACUGAUCGCAGACAGAAAGUUCCAGCAUUUCAACCCGGUUCUGGAGACGUACAUCAGGAAACACUUCAGCGCGACACUGGCUUACACGAAGCUGACCAAGGUUUUGAAGAACUACGUGGACAACGCAGACAAACUGACGGAGCAGCUGCUGAAGGCCAUGAAGGCUCUGGAGUACAUCUUUAAGUUCAUCGUUCGCUCCAGAGUCCUGUUCAACCAACUGUAUGAAAACAAAGGGGAGGCAGAUUUCAUGGAGUCGUUGCGAAAUCUCUUCACGUCUUUUAACAACAUGAUGAACAGCAGCUCAGAGAACACAGGGAUGGUCAAGGGGGCUGCACUGAAGUAUCUCCCCACGAUUGUGAACGACGUGAAGCUCGUGUUCGAUCCCAAAGAGCUCAGUAAGCUCUUCACAGAAUUCAUCCUGAAGGUUCCUCUGGGUCGUCUGGUCAAGCAGAAGCUGGACUGUAUGAUCGAUAUCGUCCACAGUGACCUAUUCUCCAAUCACGAUUGCCGUGAGAUCCUGUUGCCGUUGACGACCGAGCAGCUGAAGUUUCACCUGGAGAAACGGGACGAGAUGAAGAGGGAGGAACUGAGCGCGUGCUGCCAACUUCUCAGCGACAUCCUCCAAGUGCUUUACAGGAAGGAUGUGGGUCCGACUCAGUGGCACAUGCAGAUUAUCAUGGAGAAACUUCUGAGGACCGUGAACCAGACGGUCAUCUCGAUGGGCCAUGACUCCCCGUUCAUUGGGAGCUUCGUGGCGGCCAUGACGGCGACUCUGAGGCAGAUGGAGGACUAUCAUUACAGCCAUCUGAUCAGCACCUUUGGGAAGAUCAGGAGUGAUGUGGUGGAUUUUCUGAUGGAAACUUUCAUCAUGUUCAAGAACCUCAUUGGAGAAAACGUCUACCCCUCGGACUGGAUCAUAAUGAACAUGAUGCAAAACAAAGUCUUCCUCCGAGCCAUUAAUCAGUAUGCAGCAGUUCUCAGCAAGAAGUUCCUGGAUCAGACCAGCUUUGAGCUACAGCUUUGGAACAACUACUUCCACCUCGCCGUCGCCUUCCUCACCCAAGACUCGCUUCAACUGGAAAACUUCUCAAGCGAUAAAAGAGCCAAGAUUUUCCACAAAUACCAGGACAUGAGGAGGCAGAUCGGCUUCGAGAUUCGAGACAUGUGGUACAACUUGGGGCCUCAUAAGAUCAAGUUCAUCCCGGAGAUGGUGGGUCCGAUCCUGGAGAUGACCCUGGUCCCGGAGAUCGAGCUGAGAAAAGCCACGAUCCCCAUUUUCUUUGACAUGAUGCAGUGUGAGUCCCACUCCACCUGCAGCUUCCACCAUUUUGAAAACGAGAUCAUCACCAAACUGGAUCAUGAGGUGGAGGGCGGACGCGGAGACGAGCAGUACAAAGUCCUCUUCCAGAAAAUCCUCUUGGAGCACUGCAGGAAGCACAAAUACCUGUCCAAAACCGGGGAGAACUUUGUGAGCGUGGUGGUGCGGCUCCUGGAGCGGCUCCUGGACUACAGGACCAUCAUGCACGACGAGAACAAGGAGAACCGGAUGAGCUGCACCGUCAACGUCCUGAAUUUUUACAAAGAAAUCGACCGAGAGGAGAUGUACAUACGGUACUUGUACAAGCUGUGCGACCUUCACAAGGAAUGCGACAACUACACAGAGGCCGCCUACACACUCCUGCUCCACGCCAAGCUGCUCAAGUGGUCGGACGAAGCAUGUGCAGCUCAUUUGACGCAGAGGGACACGUACCAGGCGUCCACACAGGGACAACUCAAGGCUCAGCUCUACCAGCAGAUCAUCAACUACUUCGACAAGGGAAAGAUGUGGGAGGAGGCGAUCAUUUUGGGGAAGGAGUUGGCUGAACAAUAUGAAAAUGAGAUGUUCGACUAUGAGCAGCUGAGUGCGUCUCUGAGGAAGCAGGCCCAGUUUUACGAGAACAUCGUGAAGGUGAUCCGACCCAAGCCGGACUACUUCGCUGUGGGUUACUACGGCAUCGGCUUCCCCUCGUUCCUCCGGAAUAAGAUGUUCAUAUACCGGGGUAAAGAGUACGAGAGAAGGGAGGACUUCGAAGCACGUCUGCUCACGCAAUUUCCCAACGCGGAGAAGAUGAAGACCACCACUCCCCCUAGUGACGAGACCAAGAACUCGCCUGGACAAUACAUUCAGUGUUUCAUAGUGAAGCCGAUCCUCGACCUGCCCGCCAAGUUCCAAAACAAGUCUGUGUCAGAGCAGAUUUUAAGUUUCUACACGGUGAACGAGGUGCAUAAGUUCCAGUAUUCUCGGCCGGUGCGGAAAGGGAAGAACGACCCAGACAACGAGUUUGCGAACAUGUGGCUGGAGCGGACCACUUACACCACGGCGUACAAGCUCCCUGGGAUACUGCGCUGGUUCGAAGUCAAGUCUGUUUCUACAAUUGAAAUUAGCCCAUUGGAAAACGCCAUAGAAACCAUGCAGUCUGCCAACGAUAAGAUUAGCAGCAUGGUCCAGAGGCACCUCAGCGAUCCAAAUUUACCCAUCAACCCCCUCUCCAUGCUGCUCAACGGCAUCGUGGAUCCAGCUGUGAUGGGAGGCUUCGCCAACUAUGAGAAGGCCUUCUUCAAUGAGCAGUACAUGCAGGAGCACUCAGACGACCUGGAGAAGAUCAGCAAACUCAAGGACCUCAUCGCCUGGCAGAUCCCCCACCUGGCCGAGGGAGUGCGUAUCCAUGGAGACAAAGUGACGGAGGCGCUGCGACCGUUUCACGACCGGAUGGAGGCCUGCUUCAGACAGCUCCGGGAGAAGGUGGAGAAACAGUACGGCGUCAAGACUUUGCCUCCAGUGCACGAGCGGCGGAGAGGGUCCCGACCUCACUCUAUGGUGCGCUGCUUCACCAUGCCCUCAUCACAGCGCCCCCUGUCUGUGGCCUCCGUCACCUCCAUCUCCUCCGACAACUCCCCCUCCAGGCCUGGCUCUGACGGGUUUGCACUAGAGCCGCUCCUCCCGAAGAAACAGCACACCAAGUCUACGGAUAAACUGGACCGAGAGGAGCCUGAGAGGGACAAAAAGGACAAAAAGAAAGAGAAGAGGAACAGCAAACAUCAGGAAGUGUUUGACAAAGAGCUGAAGCCUGCAGACGUCCCCGUGCAGCCCACAGAGGCCGUCAUCCUCUCAGAAACUAUAAGUCCAUUGCGUCCUCAGAGACCGAAGAGUCAGAUCCUGAACCAGCUGACAGGUGACCGCCGCCUGUCAGUGUCCCCGGGACCCCCCUCCAGCUCCUCCACCUCCUCUGCCUCCUCCUCCGGACCCCCACCCAUCACCCCCCGCACCAAACUGUCCUUCAGCCUGCUCACCGGGUCUAGUUUGGAGCUCAAUGGAACCAGUGGCCUGGACAAAACCGAAGUCCCGCCCCCCCUUCCUGUCAAAAGCAGUACCGCAGACUACGGGAACCUGUUUGAGAACCCCGACCUGAGUCCCUCCACGCCUCCUCCGCCUCCACCACAUCACAGGCAUAUGCCUCCUCCUCUGCCCAGCAAGACCCCUCCUCCACCUCCUCCCAAAACCACCAGAAAACAGACCUCCAUAGACUCCGGCAUCGGCCAGUGAACAAAGAGGGAGAAGAGACCAAACCUGGCGACGCGCUGACAGGCAGACAAAACCAUCCAGGACACAUUUUAGCUCCUCCGGUUUUUAUUUUCGUACCAUUCCUUGUUGGGCUUGACAAGAUGAAUACCUCCCUGCUCUCAUCUCCCUGUGUUCUGUUUUAUUUUUUUUUUGUGUGCCUUGAAUGGGUGCGGUAGGGAGCAUUUUGCACACAGCAAUAAAUUACUAUCUGUUUGCAAGUUUAAGGAAGACGGAUAAAGCUUUGGACCAAUGGCUUUGCAAAACUGACCCAAGUCUCACAAUGCCCACUAAAACCUUGGCUCAUGUUCCACUAUGUACAGAGGUUUGUAUAUAUAUAUUUUAUUGCAUUUUCUAAGUGAUUUUUGUAUUAACGUGUAUCUCUAGAUUAUGUGGCAUUUUCACCAAUCAGGCAUAAUGUUAUGACCACCUGCCUAAUAUGCAACUAACUCAGGACUAAACCAGAACUAAACCAGAACUAAACCAGGACUAAACCAGGACUAAACCAGGACUAAACCAGGUCUAAACCAAGUCUAACCCAAGUCUAACUCAGGACCACUGCAAACCGGGAAUGCCAUCAUAGGACCUACACUAAACCAGUAUUAAACAAAGUCCAAACCAGGACUAAACCAGAUCUAAUCUAGGAUUAAGCCAGGACCAAACAGGGCCAAACAGGACUAAACAAGGUCUAAACUUGGAUUAAACCUGGUUUAAGACAAAUUCAAAGUACCUCUGAUUGUGACCACUCAUCAAGAACUGCACUAAACCAGGACUAAACUAGGUCUAAAGAAGGACCAAUCCAGAGCUAAACUAGGACUAAACCAAGUCCAACUCAGGACCAUUGCAGACCGGAAAUACCACCACAGGACCUACACUAAACCAGUAUUAAACAAAGUCCAAACCGGGACUAAACCAGGAUUAAGCCAAGUCUAAAAUAUCCUCAUUUGAUACUGACCACUGCACUAAACUAGUAUUAAACCAAUUAAACCAACCCAGGACUAAACCAGGGCCAAACCAGGGCCAAACCAGGGCCAAACCAGGACCAAACCAGGACCAUGCCAGCAAUAAACCUGGACCAAGCUAGGACUAAACAACAUUUAAACAUGCACUAAACCAGGUCCAAGGCACCUUUACUGACCACCCCACUAGAGCUGCUCGAAACAAGGACUAAACAGAAACCAGACCAGAACUAAACCAGGUCUAAAAUAGGACUACAAUAGGUCUAAACAAGGUCUAAACCUGGACUAAACCAGUUUUAAACCUAAUUCAAAGCACGUUUUAUAGAUUCUGAUAACUGCAGAAAGGACCACCCAUCAAGAGCUGAACUAAACUGGACUAAACCAGGACUAAACUAGGGCUAGAUCAGGUCUAAAUCAGAUCUAAACCAGCUCUGAUAAAUACUGACCAGCGCAGACUAAGAUCAUCCCACAAGAGCGGCACUAAACCAGGACUAAACUAGGAUUAAACUAAGACUUAAGCAGGACUAACCAGGUCUAAAGCAUCUAACUAUGUUCUCUAGCCAGCAAAAUAUGGCUAUUUCCAAACUCGUAUACGUUUUCUCUACUUCUAACACAUACAUUUAACAAACACGAUCUGUUUUUUCCAUAAUCCUUCAGUGGUCGUAAUGCUAUGGCUGAUCGGUUCAUUCUAAGAACAAAAAGGGCUUGUAAACGUGUGAUUUCAGAGCUUCCCGUUUGGCCGAGUGGUUCAUUUUUGGAGUGCACAUGUCACUAACUCCUUGUCCACAUAGAUCACCACUGUAACCUUUAAACUCAGAUCUCAUCGACUUUUGCCAAUUCACUACUGACCAAGGAAUAAACUUUCAAAUGUAUUUUUACGAAAACAA